CCUGUGGCUCACACAAAAAUACAUCCUGAUCAGAAACUAGGUGAAAGUGUUCAGCAACUACUUCUAGCAAAAAUUGCAGUCUACUUGAUGACCUUCUUAAUAGUCACAGUGGCAUGGGCAGCUCAUGUAAGGUUGUUUCAGGUGAUACAGCUAAUAGAUGAUGUCCUCGCUCUUCUAAAUCUGGCUUGUAUGAUGAUCAUAACUUUCUUGCCAUACACAUUUUCCUUAAUGGCCUCCUUUCCAGAUGUACCUUUUGGCAUUUUCCUGUUCAGUGCCUGUGCUGUUGUCAUUGGCCUUAUACAGGCUGUAAUAGUAGUGUAUGGAUUCUAUCACCCACACUUACUGAAUCAACAGAUACAGGUGUCUGAAAAUCAGAAUUUCUAUAAACAUCAUAUCUUAAAGAUUAUCCUAAGAGGACCAGUUUUAUGCUUUUUAGCAGCCAUCUUUUCUUUUUUCUUUAUUCCUUUGUCUUAUGUACUUCUUGGGCUCGUAAUCGUUUUUCCCCAUCUCACUCGAUUCAUUACAUGGUGUAAAACCAAGAUUGUUGGUGAAGAUGAAGAGGAGGCACACCAUAUCUUAGAAACCUUCGCUUUUUACCUCAGUGAGCCUCUGAGUAAGGAACGGGUAAAAGCAUUCAGUGAUGGAGUCUAUGCUAUUGUAGCAACCCUGCUCAUUUUGGAUAUAUGUGAAGACAACGUCCCUGAUCCCAGAGAAGUUGAGGAGAAGUUCCAUGGCAGCCUUCUUGAAGCUUUAAGUGAAUAUGGGCCAAACUACCUUGCCUACUUUGGCUCAUUUGUAACAAUUGGUCUCCUGUGGUUUGUCCAUCACUCACUUUUCUUUUAUGUAACAAAAGCUACACGAUUAAUGGGACUGCUUAACAUACUUUCAUUGGCUUUCAUUGGUGGGCUUCCGCUUGCUUACCAGCUGACCAGUGAAUUUGCAGAGAAGUCUUACAAUGAAAUAGAAGCCAUUCAGGUCAGCUGUGUUAUCACUUUCUUUGCCAGCAUAUUUCAGUUUGCAAUAUGGACUACAGCCCUCCUCCAUGAAAGGGAAACUUUGCAUCCUUUUGCUAGGUAUGGUGGCAAGGAGCAUGCCUUCAUGUUUGCCAAGCUGGCUCUCUACCCUUGUGUCAGCCUUGGGGCCUUCUUUCUAACAUGCUUGUUAAGAGAAUUUAGCACAGAAAUUUUCCAUCUUAUGCAGAUUGUAAUCCCAUUUGCUUUUCUUGCCUUGCGCAUUUUUGUAAGAAUUUCUUUAACUCUUAUAAAGUCCGUGAUGUCUCUCUCCAGACGGAAAGUUGUGUUGUUAGAAGAAGAGGAGGCAUGUUUGUCUCCUACUGAAACACUGUCCUAAAUUUCUGUGCAGUGCAUGUGAAGUUACAACAUUAACUUCCGUUCUUCUAACUCACAUUAUCUUGAUGUGUGGAUUAUAUUGAUCUAAACCAAAGCCUGCGUUGGCCAUAACUGGGGCAUAUUUAAGUUU
Molecule: messenger RNA, 1479 nt
Organism: Fulmarus glacialis (Northern fulmar)
Lineage: Eukaryota; Metazoa; Chordata; Aves; Procellariiformes; Procellariidae
Gene: TMEM175
Product: transmembrane protein 175
Exons: 9
Coding region: 88-1350 (420 amino acids)
Cellular component (GO): endosome; lysosome
Molecular function (GO): proton channel activity; potassium ion leak channel activity
Source: RefSeq, a predicted model, not a curated record